UGCUCCGUCUUGCUGCCAUGUUGGAUGUACGCAUCGCCGCUGCAGCUGCAGGACUUUCAGAGUGACAGUUAAGCAUUUCUCCUCCUGCAGACUGUGACCGGGCCAUUGCUUUCUUAAAUUAACACCCUGAGGAGGAGUUGGGGUUCUUGCUCGAGCAGGACAGAGCCGAGGGAAACGCUCCGCAUCCUCCUCCGCCCUGCAGCCCGGAGUCGGACCCAGCGGAGAUGAUCCGGUUGCAGGCCACAGCAACCGGAGCCCGCAUGGAUCUUCUCUAAUCAGUAGUUUGCUGAACCCGUCCGGGGAGAACCGCAUCGUUUCGGGGGUUUGCCACAAGUAUACCGAGCCAUGAACAGCCACCCGCCGCCACGCAGGGUCGCAAACAUCGGCUCCAUCCUCCUGACCCCGCAGGAGAACGAGUGCCUGUUCGGCUACCUGGGCAGGAAAUGCGCCACUCUGUGUUCGGCGGUGGUCCAGGUGUACGUGGCAGAGCGCAAUGCCAGCUGGGGGAAGAGAUGCUGUGGAGUGGCCUGUCUCAUCAAAGACAACCCACAGAGAUCCUACUUCAUCAGAGUGUUUGACAUCAAAGAAGGGAAGACCAUGUUCGAACAAGAAUUGUACCACAGCUUCUCCAUCAGCAGCUCCAGAUCCUACUUCAUCUCGUUUGCAGGAGACACCUGUCAGAUUGGUCUGAAUUUCGCAAGCGAAGAAGAAGCCAAAAGAUUCAGAGUCGCCAUCAAUGACCUGCUCAACCGACGGCAACGCAAAACUGAGAAAAGAGGUGACCCUAAAAAUGGUCCAGCUCUGCCCAUGGCCACGGUGGACAUCAAGAACCCAGAGAUCAACAAUGUGAGAUUCCUCAACUCUCACAGCCAACAGCAGCCGUACCACCUCAACAACAUACUGAGCCACAGCGGCCUUACCCGCAAGGACAAGAAGACCAAAAGCAAGAAGAAGAAACUGACCAAGGCUGACAUCGGCACACCCAGCAACUUCCAGCACAUCGGUCACGUGGGCUGGGAUCCGAACACAGGUUUUGAUCUGAACAACCUGGACCCUGAACUGAAAAACCUGUUUGACAUGUGCGGCAUCUCUGAGGCUCAGCUAAAGGAUCGUGAGACGUCCAAGGUCAUCUACGACUUCAUUGAGAAGAAGGGAGGGGUGGAGGCCGUCAAGAACGAGCUGAGGAGGCAAGCACCCCCUCCACCCCCCUCUCGUGGCGGACCCCCUCCUCCUCCUCCACCACCCCAUAACUCGACUCCACCCCCUCCUCCACCAUCCAGAGGGGGUCGGGGAGCCCCUCCACCUCCUCCUCCAUCCAGAGCACCCGCCUCAGCUCCUCCUCCUCCUCCUCCCUCAAGACCUGGAACUCUGGGUGCACCGCCUCCCCCACCUCCUCCCACCAGAGGAGGUCACCAGCCCCCUCCUCCUCCACACCAUCACCACCACCACCAGCCUCCACCCCCUCCUCCUCCAUCCUUGCACUCUUCCAUCGCCCCCCAAGCCCCACCCCCUCCGCCUCCCCAACUUGCCCAGCCGUCUCCGGUCGGCUCUGUUGGCUCUGUCGCUGCUCCGCCUCCGCCACCUCCUCCUCCUCCGCCACCCGGCCCUCCUCCUCCUCCAGAGCUGGAUGGAGUUGGUGGAGGUAGAGACUCGCCCCAUUCGCCGAGCCCAGGAGGGAAGUCAGCGCUGCUGGACCAGAUCAGAGGAGGAACCCAGCUGAAGAAGGUGGAUCCGAACCCCAAAGUGCCGGCAACUAAACCAGGAAGAGACGCCCUGCUGGACCAAAUCCGACAGGGAAUCCAGCUCAAGACAGUUCCGGAUCUUCCCGAGUCCAGCCCUCCAUCGUCGGCUCCCACUGCCGGCAUCGUUGGCGCGCUCAUGGAGGUGAUGCAGAAGAGGAGCAAAGCCAUCCAUUCCUCAGACGAAGACGAGGAUGACGAUGAAGAUGAGGACUUUGAGGACGACGAGGAGUGGGAUGACUAGUGAUGAAUAUCCAGUCCUGCAAACCCCUAAACCUAUCGCUGACACUAAAAUAUCCUGUAGAAAUCUUCCAGAAUCUGACUAAAAUUGUAAUGUAAAUGUUG
Molecule: messenger RNA, 2084 nt
Organism: Platichthys flesus (European flounder)
Lineage: Eukaryota; Metazoa; Chordata; Actinopteri; Pleuronectiformes; Pleuronectidae
Gene: wasla
Product: WASP like actin nucleation promoting factor a
Exons: 11
Coding region: 346-1983 (545 amino acids)
Biological process (GO): regulation of Rho protein signal transduction; actin filament organization
Molecular function (GO): actin binding; small GTPase binding
Source: RefSeq, a predicted model, not a curated record